AUGGAGAAGUGGGACAAAUCCAAUCACGUUGCAAUGCUCGUGAUGAAUUCUUCCAUUUCACCUGAGAUUAUUGGGGCUCUCCCCAAGAAAGAUACUGCUAAGGAAUUUAUGGAAGCCUUGGUGGAGCAAUUCAAAGGCUCUAAAAAGGUUUAUGCUCAUGAGCUUUUUCACAAGCUACUUGGCAAGUAUAAAAAUGAUGGUGAUGUUAGGGGACACAUACUGAGAAUGAUAAAUGCUUCAAAUAAACUGAAGCACCUAAAGUGUGAGCUCAGUGACAACCUCCUUAUCAUCAUGAUCUUGGAGUCCCUCCCUGAAGAGUUCGAUCAGUUCAAGAUCAACUACAAUUCCAUGAAGGAGAAGUGGACACUUGCUGAGAUAUCCCCUCGGAUUGUCCAGGAAGAAGAACGAAUGAUAAGGCAGAACAAGGAUCAGGCUUUUCAUGUUGUCUCCUCAAAGAGAAAGCAUGACGGGUCAGGCCCUUCAAAAUCGCCAAAGAAAACCUUCAAGAAGGAAAUGCCAAAGUUUAAAGGAAAGGAAAAGGAAAAGGAUAAUGGACAAUCUUCAGCGCCUACUGAUAAUGUGCAGCUGCUCACGUUGCUAAUUCUAUGCAUGGAUUAA
Lolium perenne is the source of this 618-nucleotide messenger RNA. NCBI's taxonomy places the organism in Eukaryota, Viridiplantae, Streptophyta, Magnoliopsida, Poales, Poaceae. The record is from RefSeq and is a predicted model, not a curated record.